Trichoderma asperellum CBS 433.97 is the source of this 1256-nucleotide messenger RNA. NCBI's taxonomy places the organism in Eukaryota, Fungi, Ascomycota, Sordariomycetes, Hypocreales, Hypocreaceae. The record is from RefSeq and is a predicted model, not a curated record.
CAGAAACCCAUGGUAGAUGCUAGUAGAUUCGCCCGUUUACUUGGAAUAUCAGUUUCGUCAGCUGCCUGCCUGAUCUUACCGUCCACUGAAGUGAUGCAAUUAGCUAUAAAGUGCGCCAUGAAGUCAAGCAGAAGUGAAUUUUGUUUCCUCAUCAGAACAUCACUCAGAUACCUAGCGAACACAAACACUCAAACAACAACUAUCAAAGCAAAGCCUUCUAAUAAAUCUCUACGCUAUCUAACAAUCUCCGCCAUACACAAUUUACCAACUUGAACUAUAUUCUUCAACUUCAAGAUCAACCAAUAAACACAAUGGCUUUCUUCCCACGCACUUUCUGCCAGCCCUCUGAGCCCUCUCUCACUCCUCUCUUCCGCCUCCUCGAUGACUUCGACAGCUACAGCAGGCAGAAUGGCAGAAGCAGCAAUGUGCGCCGAACUGCUCCUCAGUGGCAGCCCAAGUUUGAUAUUCGCGAGACCACCCAUGCUUACGAGCUCUAUGGCGAACUCCCCGGCAUAAGCAAGGAGAAUGUCCACAUCGAAUUCGCUGAUCCUCAGACCUUGGUCGUCCGCGGCAAGACUGAGCGAUCAUACACCGCUGGCACAUCACCAUCAACCUCUGGUACAAGCACUCCAGCGACCGAGGCUGCCACUGAAAAGCAAGAACCUGUGCGCAGAAACUCCAACAGCUCUCACCAGGCUACUGUCGAAGACGAGGAUGAGGCUACCGAGCGCGAAUCGGGCUUUGAAGUCGUCACCACUGAGGAAGAGAAGAAAGUUGAGGAGAAGACUCCACAGAAGCCCGUCGACAAGGCCCGAUACUGGCUCGCCGAGCGCAGCAUUGGAGAAUUCUCUCGCAGCUUCCACUUCCCUACAUUCGUGGAUCAUGAGGCUGUGAGUGCCGGUUUCCAGGACGGCAUUCUGAACCACUUUACAAACACGGAAAGACAACCAUCAUCAUCCCACUAUGUGAUACUACGACUUAGCUCGGGAUUAGCUUAUAAUGUCUGCCUUUCUGCGAUUGCAUUAGCUGGAGUUGGAAUGGAUAUUUGGGAUUAAGGAAUCGUUUUCGUCUGGACUUUCUUUGGAAUUGGCUUGGCUUUUGAUAGCAUAUUAGAGCAAUACAUGCAAAUGCAAAUAAUACAUUCUUUUUUCAUAAAUGAGAAACUCUACUUCCCCUGUAUUACCAAUAUGAAAUGUGUAAUAAGUGAUGCCUGGUCUUUGGCGAACAAUCCGGUUUCAAUUAGAAAUCAAGUAGAG